AUGGCGGACGACACCAGACUGGAGGCACACCGGAAGCUACUGGAACAGAAGCUGCAAGAGGAAAUGGACAAACGAGUGGCUGUGGAGACAAACCUGCAAGAGCAAAUCAGUUUAAACCAUGAGGAAACAAAGAAAUCCUUUGAAAUCAUGCAGAUUCAGCUGGGAAAAAUAGCUGAAAGGAUAGAAAUGUAUAACAGAGAUAAAUCAAUUAUGGGGGAAGGAUCUACCUCAGGCACAAUCCCAACCCCAUACACUGCACAACCAGAGCAUUUCACCAGACCUCAAACAGAACACAGAAAUAAUAGAGGGCAAGAAGUAAUGGUAAACCCAAACCCUUUCUCUGGUAAUUACACCCCUAACCCCAAGAUUGAUUUCCCCAGAUUUGAUGGUAGUAACCCUAGAACUUGGUUGUUUAAGUGUCAAGGGUAUUUUCAGCUGGUUUCUAACAUACCUGACACUCAAAAGGUAGUUCUAGCUGCCUUGCAUUUUGAGGGUAGAGCAGCUAUUUGGUAUGGGCACAUCUCACAGAAUAAUAGGGUUUAUUCUUGGGAUCAGUUUGUAGGGUUGGUUUCUGCUAGAUUUGAAGAUCUGAGGGAAGCUAAAGUGUUGGCUGAAAUGGGCAAGUUGAAAGUUACAAACUCUUUAGAGGCUUAUAUUGAUAAGUUUGAAGAACUUAGAGCCUAUUUGCUGAUGUUCAACACUAGGUCAUAUGAUGAUGAAUUCUUUCUGACCUUCUUUGUCAGUGGACUGCCUGAAGAGAACCAGAAGUUCUUUGAUCUGUUUGAACCUAAAUCUUUUCAACAUGCCAUUGAAAUGACUAGAAAACAGGAAGCUACUCUGGAGGCUGUUUCAAGGAGAGCUAAAGGAGGAAUGAAGCAGAUGAUGCCAUACCAGGGUCUACCAAGGAAGCUACAGCCAAAUCCUGACCCAAAUCAGAACCAGUUAACUAAGCCUAACUAUACUCCUCCUGCUCUAUUACCACCAAGGAGACUACUCACUAGAGAGGAAAUGAAGGCCAGGAGAAUGAAGGGCCUAUGCUUUAACUGUGAUGAACAGUAUAGUCAGAAUCACAAAUGUAAGUUUAGCCAAAUUUACAUGAUCAUGACUGAUGAAGAAGAGGAAGCUCAUCUGCUCAGUAUAGCUGAGGCAGAGAGUUUAGGGGAGGUUGGUUGUAAUGGGGAGGUUUCCCUGAAUGCUAUUGAAGGUAACAGUGGUGUGAAGACCAUUAAAGUUGUUGGGGAGGCAGAAGGGGGUCCCCUUAACAUUCUUAUUGACACAGGAAGCACCCACAGCUUUAUCAGUGAAGUUCUGGCUAGUCAACUCCACUGCCAUAUUGACAACACUAAUCCUAUGGCAGUGACUAUGGCCAAUGGAACCAAGACAACCAGCAGGGAAAUUGUUAAUGGAUUGGUAUGGAUGAUGCAAGGGGAACCAUUCACUUUUCCUUUGAGGUUGUUAACUCUCAAGGGGUUUCACAUUGUUUUGGGGUGUGAUUGGUUGUGGGAAAACAGCCCUGUGAAGUUUGACUACAAAAGGAGGUUUGUGAAACUCAAGAGAGGAGAUCAUAAAGUAGUAAUUACUGCCAAAGAAGAAUAUGGUGAUGGCAGUCUUUUGACUGUAUGUUCUGAAAUGAACAGAGAAACUGUUGGUUCCCCUAGCCUUAGUGGUCAAUUCUGCACCAUUCAGACCAACAGUGAUCUCAUGGAAGUGCCUGAGAACAUUCAAGAGUUAUUGGAGGAAUAUGCUGAGUUGUUUGUUGAGCCACAAGGGUUGCCACCAAUAAGAGGGGUUGAGCAUCAAAUCAUUCUUAAACCUGAGGCUAUACCUAAACAACUAUACCCUUACAGAUAUUCACACUCUGCCAAGGAUGAGAUAGAGAAAAUUGUUGAAGAACUAUUGGGGAGUGGGAUUAUUAGGCAGAGUCAAAGUCCUUUUGCAUCUCCUGUGCUGUUGGUUAAGAAGAAGGACAAUUCUUGGAGGAUGUGUGUGGACUACAGGUACUUGAACACCAUGACAGUUAAGCAUGAUUAUCCUAUUCCCAUUAUUGAUGAGCUUUUGGAUGAGCUCUAUGGGGCUAAGUGGUUUUCAAAAAUAGACCUGAGGUCUGGUUAUUUUCAAAUUAGGAUGAAGGAUGAAGAUGUUUACAAAACAGCCUUCAAAACUCACCAUGGGCACUUUGAAUUUUUGGUUAUGCCAUUUGGGCUUUGUAAUGCUCCAGCUACUUUUCAAUCUCUCAUGAAUCAAGUGUUUUCAAGAUACUUGAGAAAGUUUUUGUUGGUGUUUUUUGAUGAUAUAUUGGUGUACAGUUCUAGCUUGGAAGAGCAUAAAUAA
Erythranthe guttata (spotted monkey flower) is the source of this 2331-nucleotide messenger RNA. RefSeq lists its product as uncharacterized. NCBI's taxonomy places the organism in Eukaryota, Viridiplantae, Streptophyta, Magnoliopsida, Lamiales, Phrymaceae. Gene Ontology annotation, biological process: proteolysis. Gene Ontology annotation, molecular function: aspartic-type endopeptidase activity. The record is from RefSeq and is a predicted model, not a curated record.